Messenger RNA from Brassica oleracea var. oleracea, 1573 nucleotides. Its product is annotated as protein POLLENLESS 3-LIKE 2. Lineage: Eukaryota; Viridiplantae; Streptophyta; Magnoliopsida; Brassicales; Brassicaceae. Gene Ontology annotation, molecular function: protein binding. The record is from RefSeq and is a predicted model, not a curated record.
GAUCUCGCCUGAACCUUCUUAUUAAAACCUCAACAUCUUCUUUUCUCAUCACUCCUCCUCUAAGAUUCAUUUGAUGUCUUCUUCUUAAUCUCCUUUCACUGCAAAGAUGAUGAAAGAUGUAUUCAGACCAACCAAAUCCACUCUAUGCUCUCCCGCAAAGCCACUAGGUAUCUCCCGCACUCGGUCUGAAUCAUUCCAUGCCAUCCACAAAGUUCCCGUCGGAGACAGUCCUUACGUCAGAGCCAAAAACGUUCAGAGAUGGACCCCAAGAGAGUAAUUCCUCUGUUCUGGUCAGCCAUUAAUGCCAUAGACAGAGUUGACAGUGCUCUGAAAAAUAUGGCUAUUGUGAUGAAGCAACAAGAUAGGGCAGAAGAAGCUAUUGAAGCUAUUAAAUCUCUUAGAGUCAGAUGUUCAGAUCAAGCACAUGAAUCUCUUGACAACAUCCUUCUAGAUCUCUACAAGGUACUCACUUUACAGCAAAAACAGAACAUCCUCUGUUUUUCCUCUGUUUCCUUUUGCAAUUGCUUGAGUUUGUAUUGAAAUGUUGUGUUGUUGUUCUUUGCAGAGAUGUGGGAGAUUAGAUGACCAGAUUGCACUAUUGAAAGGACACAAACUCUUCUCGAUACAAAAAGGUCUCGCCUUUAACGGUAAACGAACCAAAACAGCUCGAUCUCAGGGGAAGAAGUUUCAAGUUUCUGUGGAACAAGAAGCCACACGGCCUGGGAACUUAGGAUGGGCUUUGAUGCAAAGAGACAACUUCGUGGAAGCCAAAGAUGCGUAUAGGAGAGCUCUAUCGAUCGCACCUGACAACAACAAGAUGUGUAACCUCGGGAUCUGUCUUAUGAAGCAAGGCAUGAUCGAUGAAGCCAAAGAGACGUUACGACGCGUGAAGCCUGCGGUGGUUGAUGGUCCUAGAGGAGUGGAUUCACAUCUAAAAGCUUACGAGAGAACGCAGCAGAUGCUUAACGAUCUUGGGUCUGAGACGAUGAGAAGAGGAAGGGAUGAUAUGGUUGAACAAAGGAGGCUUUUCGACGCGAUGUUUGGGUCUUCCUCUAUAUGGCAGCCUCAACCUUGUAGAGAACAGAGCGUGAAGCCUAAGCCGAAGCCGGAUUUGAGGAAUGAUGAGUACGGUGAUGAGAACGUGAAGACUAAUGUGAAUGUGAAUGUAGUUGUAAACAACCCAUUAAGGGUUGAUGCUAAACCGUUCUUCUCUUCGAAGCUGGUGAGCAAUAACGAGAAGCUGAAGAGGACUAGAUCGUCUAGCCAAACCAUGGGGAUGUUGAGUUGUGGUGAGGAAGAGACAAAUACGAAUAAAAGAUUGUCAAUGGAGAAGAAAGCAAUAGACUGUGGAUUACCAGACAACAAGGAGUUUGAAGAAGCGAUGAUCAUGGCUGUCUUGGGGACUGAGACGAAAGUGGUGGUAGAGCUGUCAAAUGGUCCGUCCAGGGUCCAAUUGGGCUUGACCAGUUGGACCAUUUCAGUUUUGGGCAGUAAUGGGUGGUCCAUAUUGGACAAUGGUCCAAACAAAUGCCCAAGACCAAUAGAGACCAUGUCCAAAUGGGCAUGUCCAUAG